Diplodia corticola is the source of this 1896-nucleotide messenger RNA. RefSeq names its product glucose oxidase. Lineage: Eukaryota; Fungi; Ascomycota; Dothideomycetes; Botryosphaeriales; Botryosphaeriaceae. Gene Ontology annotation, molecular function: flavin adenine dinucleotide binding; oxidoreductase activity, acting on CH-OH group of donors. The coding region runs from base 1 to 1896 and encodes 631 amino acids. The transcript has 3 exons. The record is from RefSeq and is a predicted model, not a curated record.
AUGCCGCCCGUGGUGCUAUCCACCCAACCUCAGCCAGCGGGUAUAAAGGUCGCGUUGCUGGACAGGAUGAACCCCUUCACCAUCGUCUCUCCUCCAGCACUCCCUGGCAAGCUGCUCUCCGACAGUAUGCGCUGCUUCUUCCUCACCUCUCCUCUUGUCUCCCUGGCAAUGGCCAGUCCUCUGGCAGCGAGAUCCUACGACUACAUCGUUGUCGGAGGUGGUGCCGGAGGGCUCGUCGUGGCCAACCGUCUGUCAGAGACCGAUGCUUCCGUGCUCGUCAUCGAGGCUGGCGGUUCGGCCUUUGACAAUCCCAAUGUGACGGCACCGGAUGGAUAUGGACUGGCGCUGAACACCGCGCUCGACUGGUCUUACCCAUCCGUGGCCCAGAGAGGGGGCUCCGCCCACGCCAUGCAUGCCGGAAAGGUGCUCGGCGGGUCGACUGCAAUCAACGGCAUGUCGUUCACGCGCGCUGCAGCCUCCCAGAUCGAUGCCUGGGAGCAGAUUGGCAACAGCGGAUGGAACUGGCAGAGCAUGUGGCAGUAUUACCUCAAAAGCGAGCAGUAUCAGGCCCCUGGAGUUGAUCAGCUUCGUGGAGGAGCCGCGUACGAGUCCUCUUUCCAUAGCACCCGUGGCGACUUGAAGGUAGGCUAUCCUAAGGAACAGGCUAUCGAUGAUUUCCUCGCGCCCUUGAACGCAUCCUACCAGGAGCUCGGCAUUCCCUAUUCGCCAGACGUUAGUGGAGGCGAUAUGCAUGGGUUCAACGUUUUCCCCAUGAUGAUUGAUGUGGCUGAAAACGUCCGCUCUGACGCGGCUCGUUCCUACUAUCUUCCUUUCCGAUCGAGACCCAACUUGCACGUCUGGUACAACACCUCUGUCACUCGCCUCGUCUGGGGAGGUGAUGACAGCGCCGGCAAUGCUGUUGCGACUGGUGUCGAGGCCGCUAGUGUGGACGGCACAGCCUUGACUAUCACCGCGAAGAAGGAGGUCGUGGUCGCCGCCGGAGCACUAAGGACCCCCGCCAUUCUUGAGCUGUCGGGAGUCGGAAACCCUCAUGUCCUCUCCCAAGCCAACGUUACGACCAAGAUAGCCCUACCAGGCGUGGGCGAGAACCUCAUCGACCAAGUCAACACCGGCAUGUACUAUGCGACUCCAAACAACAAGACCUACGCAGGCCUCGCCAAUUACCUGUCCUACCCGAACGUCACGGACAUCUAUGGUGCCGAAGCCGCCUUGAGCCUUGCAUCGUCGGUGCGCAGCGCUCUGCCGACCUGGGCAGCCCAGAUCGCAGCGCAGAACAACAACGCUACCAAUGCCUCGACUCUCCUCUCGCUGCUCGAGGUUCAGCAUUCGCUUCUGUUCGAUGCUCAGGUCCCCGUUGCCGAAAUCCUCCAUGUUCCGGCUGAGCACUUUGGCUCCGAGUUCUGGGGCACGCUUCCUUUCUCUCGAGGAAACAUUCACAUUGUCUCUCCCGACCCCAGCACAUCCGCUGCCAUCAAUCCGAAAUACAUGAUGUUCGACUUCGAUCUCGAUGUCCAGGUUGGCAUCGCCAAAUUCUUCCGCAAGCUGUUUGCCGCCGAUAGCCUGUCCCGGCUCGCGGGCGAGGAGCUCCAGCCGGGCACCGCGACCGUUGCAGAAGGCGCCGCCGACGACGAUUGGGCUGCUUGGAUCCUGCAGAACUGGCGGCCCAAUUUCCACGUCCUGAGCACCGCCAUCAUGAUGCCGCGCGAGAUGGGUGGAGUUGUCAGCGACCGGCUGAAGGUUUACGGCACAAAGAAUGUGAGAGUCGUCGAUGGCAGUGUUCUGCCCUUCCAAGUCUGUGGGCACAUCACCAGUACCAUCUACGCUAUCGCAGAGCGCGCCAGCGACCUCAUAAAGGAAGAUGCUGGCUUUCAAUGA